GAAUCAGUGGAUUAUGAUAAUCCCUGCGUAGGAUGCAAAACUGAAUGGCCUUUCGGCGACUACCUUUGUGCCUUCUUGUUUCUGUUCAGUGCAUGGAUACCAGUACUAGAAACGGUGAUAGAUACUACAGCUGUAAAAGUGUUUAUAGUUGGAUAGUGGAGGAGAUGACUGACAUGGCCUAAAUGGCAGGAGGGGGAGAUGACUUUAUCUGUAGGGUUUUGAACACUGGACAGGAUUGAAAGGAAGGCAGGCAAGGCAGAUAGGAAGAGCCUGCAUUAAUCAAGAAAGCAGAUGACCAAAGCAGUGACAAGCAUUUGGAUGAAAGAAUGAAUUAUUUUCGGUAUUGGCGUGAAAGAAUUGACAGGAUUUGGAGACGCAGCUAGGAGACAGGGAGAGCGUGGCGUUGAUUGACACUUGGGUUGCAGCCCGUAUGAUGGGGACCAUAGUCUGCAAUGAUGGUGAUUUUGAAAAGAGAUGUUAAAAAUAAUUUGUUAUCAGAAACAAAUUAAAUCAAAUGUUACCCACUCACACUGGUUUUGGGAUGGGUUAGGUUGCCUCAGCCUAGUUUUUGUGACAAAGCUGAAUGCUCAGCAGAAUGCACUUAUCUCCUCAGGGAACAAUAACACAGUGUGCUGCUCAGUACAUGCGAAUAUCGUGGUGCCCUUCGACACAAUGAAUUCAGCCGUGGAAGUAUUUGGUUUGAAUUGCUUCCAUGGCUACACAUAACUUCCAAGAAAACCAAAGCCUCCUUAUCUUACAGGUUACUAUAAGCUAUGUUGACAAACCGCAAAUAAGCAAAGGCUUCCCAAACCCUAACUGAAGCCCUAGAAACAGAAUAGUUAUUUAACAGACCAGACAAACCAGUGCAUUUGAAAGUUUUACAGUAGGCAGAUAAAAAAUUAGCAUAAAUACAAUUAGCAGGCCACACUUACAUGUACCCACAGCACUUGAUCUCCUUUUACUGUAGUGCUUUAGUGCCAGUUUAACGGAGCUAUAGCUGUUGAAAUGUGUGUCAUCUGGUUGCUGCAGAUACUUGUAUAGUUAUCUGAAGAAAAAAUAAUUGAUGGCAGUCUUCAUAUAUUUUCUUUCAUUUUUAACAGCUAAGCAUAAGAAAUGAAUUUUAAUGUUUGGAAUAUCAAAGAGAUGUUCAGCACUCCCACAGCCACUGGGCCUAACAAAUUGUCUACUCGGAGCAGCACUCUUAGUGAUUACUCCAGCUUGAGUGAUUCUCAGUUCCUUUUUGGUUCCCAGUUCUGUCCAGAGAACUCGCAGCCUGCUUCAGUACCCCAUGAGUUUGGUGCACUAUCAAGACAACCAAGAAGCUCCCAGCAGAACUCUCAGGAUAGUGAGCCUAGUAUUUUUACUAAGUACCAGACAAAACCACAGCUAUUUGGUGGAGAUGUAAAAGAAAAGGGUUCACUUAAUUUUGGUGCUGGAAAACUGAAAAGUGUUUUGGAGCAGUUUGAAAUAAAUAAGAAAAAAAUAAAGGACAAACAUAACAGUGAGGUUUUGCUCAGCUUUAUUUCCCAUGUCAGAGAGAGCCUUCAAGGGAUGCAAGCAUGCCUGGACAAGUUUGAAGAAAUUCUGAAUUCAGGAAAUAAAUCCAUUUUGGAUGGGUUGGAAGCCAUUUCUAAGACAUUACAAGACGCUGCUCAGUCCCAUUAUGGAUUGGUGCUGAAUGCUCUUGCAGACAAAAGCCAGAUGGAGCAGAUGUUACUGGAGAUGGAACAGAGACUUGCAGCUAAGGAUGUGGAGAUUUUAGACAUGAAAUCGAAUUGGCAGUUACUGAAGGAGAGUCUGGAACUAUUAACAGCUCAGCAGAAUGAGCAGCACGUGAAGCUAUGCAAGCAGUUGAGUUGUCUACAGUUCCCCAACAUCUUAACUGAACUGCAGACAUUCAUUUCCACUUCCAGAUUGCCAAGCCACAUACAGGAUAACACUUCUCAGACCUCCCCAGCUAUGUUCCAGGAUCUCUUUCUGAGCCAGGAGAAAACAUGCCAGCAGUGCUAUCAAACCACGAGGGUUUGCAGGAUAGCUUCCUUUCAGACUCAGCCGCACACCAUGACAAUGCUGAACCAGCCUGACCACUCCAACAGGGAAAUAGCUGGAGAUGAUACAUACAGGAGUGAUUCAAACACAGGAUCUGGAAGAAAGGUUGGUCCCAUUACUGCAGCUUUACAAGACAAAGAAAAUGUGACUAUUCAAGAGUCAAAGUCUGCUUUAGAAAUGCAUGCCUAUGCUAACAAACCACCUUGUGUCUGCUGCUGCAGCACUGGCAUUUCAAGGGCUAGUCACCAGAAACACCAGCUGCUUCCCCAAGAAAAAUCUUGUGCCACACCACUGAGGAAGACAGGCAGGAAAGAAUUUAAGAGAACCAAAGCUGUGACUCGUGCACAAGAGAAUCAGAGCCACAUUUGCUUCAGUCCCAUACAAAACUACAUGGCUGAACAAACAGACGAGGCCACAGGCCACGUCAUGAUGCAAAAGACAUCGCUAGGAAAUAGGCUGAAAAAGGAGAAGUCAAAACAAAACCACCGGAGCAAAGUAACAGUGUGGAAAAGAAUGUAUUUUAGUAAGAAAAAAGGAGAAUUUUCCAAGUGUCCUGACAAUGGACUGAAGAAAAAAAUGACAAAUGGCGGCAUGGAGCGGAAGGACUCUGGAAAAAAUGGCAAGUCCCAAGAUACAGUUACUCUUCAGUCAGAGAACUCUGCUGAGGGGUCCUCAGCUCCCAGCCAACAAAAGCUAAGCAGGGCCACACAUAGGAAGAGUGAGGAUUCUUUGCCAGUGCUACAUCCCCGUGAAAACAUGGAACUGCCUGCAGCCAGGAGAAAGGGGAUGCUGGAAAGCAAGAACGGCAUGGGCAUUUUCAGUGCCAGCAGGAAUCCAUCUUUGUGGGAUUCCUCCUCCCAAGAAAGUUCAUUUUCACUGUAUAACUUGAAAGAUGAAAAGCAGAGGAGCUUGUUCAGUCUCCCAAGCUCCACAGGUUCUGCCAAGUCCUGUCUUUCCGUUUCACCAGUCCAGCAAAAGACUAUGACAUUUUGCUCCUUAGCUUUUGAUAGUGAUUAUUCCGACUGACAUGUUCCAGUUGAUUUUCCAGGUGUGUUAUGCAAGUGUAGCUAUUUCAAUCACAAUUUAUUCUUCAGGUCUGUUGUCAUUUUAAUUCCUUGAUUUAUUUGACUCUGGGUGUUGCACAUAACUGUGCAAACUGCACUGUGGGGCUGUAUGUGAAGCAAUGAGUUUUUUUCAUGAACAUGGCAGCCUUCUGGCAGUAGGCAAAAAGCAGUCAUGCCUAAUUUGCUUUAAAAUGUUAUUGCCAAGUUUUGUGUGUAGAAGGGAUCAUACACUGCUUAUUCUGCUGAAAAUGAGGUCUGAGGGAAGGAUUUCUUUUGGCCUGAGAAGGCGGAUGUGCUCAUUAUUAUUUCAUCUCUCUGCUCUUAGCAGAAAUACUAUUGUUUUCUAAUAGUUGUCAUUCAUCUUUAACAGAAGAAGAUAUGUAGGUGCUUGCCUAGAUUGUUGUUAGAGAGAGCAGUGCCAGCAGGGCACAGGAGCACAUCUAAGUCUGUUAUAAUAUUUAAAUCUAUUUGAAACUUUUAAAUUAAAUAUAUAUGCAGUAAGAUGUCUGCAGCCUGGGGCUUUACUGUUAUUUUUGUACCAGUUUCUGUGGCUCACAGUUCAGAUCUUUGGCCUAUUUAAGUUAAUGGGCAUUUUAUGAUUGAUUUCAACAGUGUUAAGAUUUGGCACAAGGCUUCUUGCAUCACUGUGGGUAAAUGCCCAUUGUGUGAGAAAAACAGAACCCUAACAUCUUGUUACAUUCACCAGCUCCAGCAUUUCUUUUCCUUUCAGGCAGUUUUUUCUGGUCAUGUUACUGAAUUUCAGCCUUAUUUGUCUCAUCUGUAUCUCUUAGCUAAUCAAGAACUUCACCCUACAGGUUUCUAGUGUGUUAACAUCUCAACAAAAAGCCUAAAAAGGUGGCACCUAUAAUCAUACAAGAUGCAAAAGAAAAAUCAUUUAUGUCUUGUAAUCUUCUUUUAAAACUCUAAGUAUUUCUAAUUAACAGGACUGUAAAAUGUGUAGCUCAAAGGUCAGAAGGUAUCAAUGUGAUCAUCUAUUGUUAUGAAUACAAAUGGAUUAAUAUUGCUAUCCCAAAAUAAAAGACCUUCCUUAUCUUU
Molecule: messenger RNA, 4169 nt
Organism: Alligator mississippiensis (American alligator)
Lineage: Eukaryota; Metazoa; Chordata; Crocodylia; Alligatoridae
Gene: IHO1
Product: interactor of HORMAD1 1
Exons: 7
Coding region: 1114-3075 (653 amino acids)
Biological process (GO): homologous chromosome pairing at meiosis; DNA recombination; meiotic DNA double-strand break formation
Cellular component (GO): condensed nuclear chromosome
Source: RefSeq, a predicted model, not a curated record